UGGCAGACCAUGUCAAAGUUGGGGUGGUCGUGCUCCUACAAACAUCGUUUUUUCUCAUGCUUCUUGUCGGUAACAGUUGCAAUGAGACGUGCACAAGUAAAGAUAAAAGAGAUUGUUCGACAGACGAUGAGGUCAAACACGAAAGGGACAAAUACAAAGCCAAUUCUGAAUGGACGCCAUACUUGAAAAAGAUCGAAGAUGCCAUGAAAAAUUAUAAAGAAUGUCGACAGGACGACUGUUCGUGUCAUGCAAGUGAAAUAGAAAAAGACCUGUCACCAUGGCAAAAAGGCAUAACAAAAAUUGAUUUUGACAAGGGUCGAGAUCGCGGGACGCAUUAUCAAAUAAUUAAUCAUGUAUUAUACAGAGAAAAGGCAUGCAUGUUUCCGUUCAGAUGUAGUGGGGUGGAGCAUUUUAUUCUUGAGAUUAUCGACCGCCUUCCUGAUAUGGAUCUGUUGAUCAACACUCGAGACUGGCCACAGUCACCUACGUAUUCAAGUCCACUGCCCGUAUUCUCAUUUAGUAAGGUGAGGAAUGAAAAUCAUGACAUCAUGUAUCCCGCCUGGACUUUCUGGGAGGGUGGACCGGCAGUGUGGCCCAUCUAUCCGACAGGACUCGGUCGAUGGGAUAAACAGAGAAAAAUCAUUCCAGGUGCUGCCAAAGAGUGGCCGUGGGAGAAAAAAGAGAGCAAGGGAUUUUUCCGAGGGUCAAGAACAAGCGCGGAACGAGACCCGCUGAUCCUUCUGAGUCGAGAAGAGUCUGAGCUCAUGGAUGCUGAAUACACAAAGAACCAGGCGUGGAAAUCAGAUAUCGACACACUCCACCGGCCCCCAGCUGAAGAAAUACCCCUAGAAGCUCAUUGUAAAUACAAAUAUCUUUUCAACCUGCGCGGAGUUGCUGCCAGUUUCCGUUUCAAACAUCUCUUCCUGUGUGAGUCGCUCAUCUUCCAUGCUGGGGAGGACUGGCUCGAGUUUUUCUACCCGGCCUUAAAACCAUGGGUCCAUUACAUUCCAGUUCAGAGGGAUCUAAGGGAUGUUAGGGAUUUAUUACUUUUUGCCAAAGAAAAUGAUGCCAUUGCUAAAGAAAUAGCAGAUAGGGGAAGGCAAUUUAUAUGGGACCAUCUCCGGAUGGAAGAUGUCAGUUGUUACUGGGAAAAACUACUAAAAAAAUACGCCAAACUACUCAAUUUCAAACCGGUGAAGAAUCCAGCUUACCAUGAGGUGAAGGAACACCGUCGACCAGAGUGGGAUUAUUGAAGAUAUCUUUCUUUUGCCGACAGGGUCAUCUGUAACUGUCUACAUUUUCAAAAGAGUACAAAAAUCAAAUGCGUUUGAAUAACGAAAUUAAAUUGCCAACUGUAAUGUUGAUAUGUUUAGACACCAUACCUUCAAAAUGAUAUUGUUGGUGAGGUAAUGAGAUAAUUGAGAGUGAAAUCGGAUUGCUCAUGAUUCAAUCAUUUUGUUGAGAAUGAAAUAGUUGUUGAUGAUGUAUUGUGUUGUUAAUUUUGGUCCAAGCUAGCUGUUGUUUUUGUGCCAGACUGAGAUUAUACUGAUGUCAGUUGUUGAAAAUAUUUUCACAGUCUUUUAGCAGGUUUAGGAUGGAUAUGAAAAGUCUUAAUUCAAAAUGUGAUAUUCUCCAAUUCAAGUACUUCAGAAUAAACCCGUAUAAAGUACCGAUUCUCCUCCAGAUUUUGAAGUAAUUGGGUCAUCAGUAAAUUUUUCUGAGGAAUCUGUCAUAACAUUUUCAAUGCGUGUUGGUUUUCCAAAUGCUGUAGACUCAUUCCCCAGUCUCCUCCAUUCACUCAUUACAGUGGAUGAAUGCAUAGAGUGCAGGUCCAGGUUCCCUGGACUACAAAUGUUGAAGCCAUUUUUCUCAAAAUGCAAUGAAGUUUAUUGAAAUGCACCUACCCAAUGUGUCCCACCUGAACAUACUAAAAUAUUUAACCUAGCCUCUUAGAAACAGGGGUGUGCAGAAAAUUCUUCCAAUUGUAUGAUAUAUUGAUCUGAAUAGGAUUUAAGUCUCAAAAGCAUUGCAUUGCCUUCAAAUCAAAACCUUAUAAAGCUUAAAGCAUGCCGCAGACAUGCGAUUUUUGCGCAGAGACAUGCAGUGUUUAUCACAUGCUGACAGACUAGCUCAUCACAGUGACGUGAGAUUAAUACUAAUCGGUGACCAUUGUCAAAUUGCAAGAUUUGAAAUCUUAUUCCAUAUGACAUCAUGUUAAUGGGUCAUGUGAUAAAUAUUGCCAGUUUUUAGACCACUGUUGCAAGUGUGUGUUCCUCACGAGGGUGCUGUGAUAAAAAUCACUUCUCUGCAGCCUGCUUAAAGUCACAACGGCACACUUGAUUAUCAAGUAAGUUGAGGAUUGAUUUAAUUAAAGUUGUAAUCAAACGAAGAAGGAAGUCAAAAGAAUAUGACAUCAUUGUUUGAUGAGCAAGGGUGGCCCAGAAAACCUUUCCCUCGCACAAUGGAUAGAAUUCUAUUGUGCGAGGGAAAAGUUUUCUGGGCCACCCUGUUGAACGAAAUUGCCAGAUGGAUAAGAAACCAAGUUUUAAUUGAAAUUAUUAGUAUUAUGGUGUGAUGAGUGAUUAUAAUCAUGUUAUAUUUGUAUAUAUUGUUGUGUGUAAGGAUACUUUGGUAGCUCUUUAAAAAGCCUUGGAGUCUUUAUUUUUUGUGUUCUACUUGGUUUGGACUUAGUUGUGCCUGCCUGUGGGAAAAAAGUGGAGUCUCUCUUUUGAGGACACCAUCGAGCUGUCGUGACAAGUGAAGUUCUUCAUAUAGCUUUUCAGCUCGAUCAUUGUAGAUCUAUUUAAGUUAGUGGUGGUUUAUGAAAAACAGAUGUGAAAUGUGUCACUUAAUCAUUUGAAGAGUUACCAAGAGUAUGAUUUUGACGAGAGUAGGUGUUAUAUUUUCUACCAUUUAAAUUAAUGAAUAGAAUAAAACUUGUAAAGAAUUAGAA
Messenger RNA from Lineus longissimus, 2953 nucleotides. Its product is annotated as protein O-glucosyltransferase 1-like. Gene Ontology annotation, cellular component: endomembrane system. Gene Ontology annotation, molecular function: UDP-glucosyltransferase activity; UDP-xylosyltransferase activity. The record is from RefSeq and is a predicted model, not a curated record. Gene Ontology annotation, biological process: positive regulation of Notch signaling pathway; protein O-linked glycosylation. Lineage: Eukaryota; Metazoa; Nemertea; Pilidiophora; Heteronemertea; Lineidae. The coding region runs from base 57 to 1253 and encodes 398 amino acids. The transcript is spliced from 10 exons.